Messenger RNA from Opisthorchis viverrini, 3887 nucleotides. RefSeq lists its product as hypothetical. Gene Ontology annotation, molecular function: protein dimerization activity; DNA-binding transcription factor activity, RNA polymerase II-specific; RNA polymerase II cis-regulatory region sequence-specific DNA binding. Gene Ontology annotation, biological process: positive regulation of transcription by RNA polymerase II. The transcript has 5 exons. The record is from RefSeq and is a predicted model, not a curated record. NCBI's taxonomy places the organism in Eukaryota, Metazoa, Platyhelminthes, Trematoda, Opisthorchiida, Opisthorchiidae. Bases 74 to 2251 code for a protein of 725 amino acids.
GAGCCAUAGCAACUUUGACGCCGCCCACUCGCAAGCAGAUUGUGCGCGUGAUCAUCCUAGUUCCUUGCUAACGAUGGGAAGAAAAAAGAUCCUCAUCAAGCGGAUUGAUGAUGAAAGAAACCGUCAGGUCACAUUCACCAAGCGGAAAUUGGGUUUGAUGAAAAAAGCAUAUGAGCUUAGUAUACUGUGUGACUGCGAGAUCGCUCUGAUUGUGUUCACGAGUUCGCAAAAGCUCUUUCAGUAUGCAAGCUCUGACAUGGAUAAGAUCCUGCUUCGCUACACGGAAUUCAACGAGCCACACGAAUCCAAAACGAAUCGUGAUAUUGUUGAAUUACUGAACCGUAAAGAGAACAAACUUUCUUCCCUGUCGGAUGCGGGUGCCACCAGCGAUAGCAGCGAUCGAAUGUUCCCGUGUGCAGUGGAUCAGCUAUCCGGCUUGGCAACGUCUGUGUUGAACGAUACAAGGAGUCAACCGCUGCUGCAAUGUAACAGCACCGAUUUUCACGGAGUUGACCUAGAACUUCCGUGCACCUCGUCCAAUCCUGUGAUCAGUCGCUGUGGGCAUGAUCAAUUCAAAGAACUCAAACUACAUGGUCCGGAUCGCAACUCCAGUGAUGCGUCCCCUCUGAGUACGUUAGACCGCCACUCACCCUCUCUUUUCCUGACGCCAAAGCACCUCAACAUGAUACCAUCAUCCACUGCCUCACCAUCAAACGUGACAGCAACUCAAGGCAAUGAGCUAAGGUGCCGGACGGCAAAUCUUUCUGGUGACUCUCCUGGUAGCCGAUCCAUGGCCUAUUGUUCCCCGGAUCUUAGUAUGAUGUGUGAUAAUGGUCCCCAGCAUUUUCAUCAGACUGCGCUGCUUCCCGGUGAGGGGAAUCGGACCUUCACUAGUGAAAAGAAUAAUCGGACAAACGGAAACGAAACCGGACCUGUACCGCAGCAGGCAGCUCGACUGUCGGACUUCUCCGUAGCUUCGAACCCCUCCAACUUUCUUUUACCAUGCGACAAUAGAUCAAGCGGUAAUCUGCUAGACAGUGCCAACGAUUUCCUGACCGAUGGGAACCAUUCCGCUUUGCCAACAAUACAAUUUAGUAAUGAUGAAAUGUGCGAUAAAAAAGUGUACCUACAACCGCCACCCUCAGUCAAUGAUUCACGAUCCGACACGUUGUUGGUAAUGCGGCCAGAAAAGCACAGUCCAGGAUCCUAUUCCGAACCGGCUUCACGAUACACAAGUGAACGUGGUUCUCCUCUCCUACGCUCGGGUCCAGCAACCACCGAGACCAGGAACAAGUUGGACAGGAAAUUUCCGUUGGCCGGAAGUGAUAGCAGUUUGAAUUUUGACGUCUUUGCGAAUAACGCGUCGUUUUCCAAAACAGAUCUUCACUCGAAUGCCGUGAUUGGUAAAGGUCAGCUUAUGCAACAACAGCAUCUACCACAGUUCCUCUAUUCUCAACAACUAGACCCUAAAUUUCUUUCCAUUUCCAACUGGAACAAUAGUCCGCCGUUAUCGGCGACACAGAGUGAUAUACAAACACAAGAGCUGAACCUUUCCACCAACAUGACAUUGCAAGCUGGACGACGUACUCUUUCGAAUCAAGACAUACCUUCUUACACGGCAGACAAGAAACGCCUCGGUGAUUUUCUCUCCUUGUCCAACGAUCCUCAAGUCUUUCCCUUUAAUUUGCACAAUGCCGUUAACUUACCAAAGAGAAACUCUCCAAUGCCUCUCAGUAGUGACAUGAACUCAAUUCCGAUGUCAUUGAAUGAUGGGAACAACGGGAACGCAAGUGUUCACAUGAGAACGGGUAUCGCAUCGUCCUCCAACCGUACGGUAGAAACGUCAUCCUCUACAACGUUUCUCAACCUUCCCAUGAACGUUACCCAACAAAACGUUCCGUCCACCUGCGUGGGCUAUCAAACUUUUGCCAAGGUUGUUGCGAGCGAAAACGUUCCUGUUUCCACGCAUUUGAAUGUUCGCCCCUCUUCCGGUCCCGAUUUUCGCAUUUCCCCGCAGUUACAACACAACCAUCCUAUUUCUUUGUGCGACCAGCAACCGUACGACGGGACGAACUCACGGGUCAUGUGUUCGAAAUUGCCGUUUCAAGACGUUGCCCAGCGCUUUACCACCAAUCGAGGACCCGAAAUGUGUUUGGAUUUGCACACAAGCGAAGCUGCCCUUCAAGAAGGAAACCGAUUACUUUCCUUCGAUUCUUCAACUACUCCCAUGAAGCGUAUUCGACAUACAUGAUCUGCUGCACACACACACACAUCUCCAAUCUCCCGGUUUUCGUUUCGAAUUUGUUGAGAACAACAAACCACAUGUCACGCGCCCGAUGUACCUACAUUGUCGUCACUCUAUGCAUGUUUUUUCGGGGAUAAACAUCCGUUAACACACUGAUUCAACUGUGUGAAACAAGAGCUCCUAUCUUAUUAUGAUCUGAUCCAUCUAGGUAUCUGUGAGUAUGUGUUCUUUAGAUUCCCUGCCUCUACCGUUUUACAAUCUAUUUGCUAUUUGACUUCAACAGAUGCUUCUAUCAAACAGAUGUGAUGUAACAAGAGUUGUUUGUACCCACCCCAGUCCAACUCCAUCCAUUCGAAUCUGAUUGAUUCGAUGAAUUUUUAUCGUCGACACCCGUUGAACCUCAGUCCGAAGCCGACCGACCGCACUGUGCUACCGUGAUCCGUGCACUAUUUCUGUUCAUUUUUGUGUCAUUCAAUUGAACAAGCACAUUUUCCUGUCUCUCUGAACCUCUUUGUGCAUUUACACCCUCUGUUGUCCCCACCCUCUAUGUUUAUCAUGCAGACAUCACACCGCUCUUUCCUUGUGGCUACUCCUUGCUUUCGUACUACAUUAUCACAUGUGCUCCCUUCACUCUUAUUAUGUCUUUUUGAUAUCUGCGUGACCCGGUUAAACGGCGCAUGCGCGCACACACACACACGAAGCGGCGGUUGAAGAAGGCUGCUAAUGAUGCUGCUCAGAAUCACCGGUCCAUUCGAUCUCAGGAUUUCUCCAUUCGCCUAUACACACACGCACACGUCCGUUCUAUUGCAACUAUCGCUGUGUCCGUCUCUAGUUUGUGACCACGAAGCACCGCCGUCGCUUUUCGUGUUCCGAGUACCACUACUGUGUGUUGCAUUCGUUCAUGUGUGUGUGUGUCGACCGCCAAUUUAUAGUUGAUCGGUACCUAAUCGACCCCCUCCCUUCUAGAGCCCCAUGAUUCAUCUGCACGAUUACCAGCAACGACCUGUAUGCCAAUUACACCUCCGCGACCCGAGACAGAUGCAACACACACACACACUUUCUUUUAGUUCGUAUUUGCACCUGCUGAGAAAAUUUCGUUUGUUUUUGAUUCACUUAUUUUUAUGCUUUUUCCGUACUGUUGUCAGUCACCAUUAUUAUUCGUAGUGCUGUUCCCUACCCCGUCCCGUUUUCCUUGACGCAUUACUGCGCAUUUGUGCAAUGCGCCCGUCGCUUUCACCCAUUCACUUGGCUGUUCGUUUUCCUCACGGAUCACGUGUCCAUGACAGCUUGAUAUCAUGGCAAAUUGUGUGAUUGGAUGGAUCGGUGGUCUGUACCUGUCUGUCGCUCGUUUGUUUGUUUGUCUCUAUCUCUCACACUCCUCGUCUAUUUCUCUUUAACUUCACGCACUUAAAUAUGUAUUUUCUGAUGUCCUAUUUUUGCGAACCUGGUAUUUAUGUCAUCCUAGCUAUUUGUGAUCAUUCGUCAUCAAGCGCCGUAUCUCAUUUUUGCCCAACGCCUUUUCACUUGCCUUAUUUCUCUCCCUCUGUCUCAAUAUUUUACAGGUCCUGAACACGCGCCUGUUUGUUUGUGAGCAUACGUGUGCGUGUAUGUGUGUUCACCCAUGUCAAAUGCAAUUGUUUCG